Messenger RNA from Ilex paraguariensis (yerba mate), 160 nucleotides. The record is from the annotation of a GenBank genome assembly. NCBI's taxonomy places the organism in Eukaryota, Viridiplantae, Streptophyta, Magnoliopsida, Aquifoliales, Aquifoliaceae.
GACUAUGGAAUACUGGGCGUCACUGCUAUAUGUUGUUGCUGAUAGCAUUGCUGCUUCUUCAGGUGCCUUUGCCCUCGUUGCCUCUCGUACUCACCCCCUUCCCACUACCGCUGCUUUUGGUGCUGCUAGCUCCGCCCGUUCAACCGGCCGGAUCUACUGA